Aphanomyces astaci is the source of this 1431-nucleotide messenger RNA. RefSeq lists its product as hypothetical. Gene Ontology annotation, molecular function: RNA-DNA hybrid ribonuclease activity; nucleic acid binding. Bases 1 to 1431 code for a protein of 476 amino acids. The record is from RefSeq and is a predicted model, not a curated record. The transcript has 3 exons. Lineage: Eukaryota; Oomycota; Saprolegniomycetes; Saprolegniales; Verrucalvaceae.
AUGGCGAAGUGGGCGAAAGAAAUCGUUGCAUUGCUCCGAGCCCUCAAAGUCUGCUACUACGAGCUCGCGGGCAAACCACUCAUAGUGUACACCCAGUACUCUGCGGCGAAAUGGAUCUUCACGGACAAACAAAAUCGAACUGAAUACCUUCAUUGGGCGGUUCAAUUGGCACCUUGGAGCAUCACGUUCAGAGCAUGUCGAGCGAAGUGUCCGCCCCAGCUCAAACCCGUGGCCAUCACUGUCCCAACCGCCCCUGGGAGAGCUGGCGAACAUGGGACUGUCGCUGGACCCCUUCAUGCCAAAUCGCGCGAGGGAUGUGGUGGAGGCUUGCGUCACCCCACUUCCAAUGUUUGGGGCCAAAAGGACGAACUCUACGUGGCCACUUUUGACGGAGCCAUCAAACGGAUUGAACGAGUCGGCAGCUAUGGAGCAAGUAUUUGGAAGUUACCCAACUGGGAUCUGGUCUGGGCCGCCCAAGGAGUUGUUACGGAUGCCACAGUCAACACUGCCGAGUACCAAGGUCUACUGGAAGUUCUCAUGACAGCCUCCCGCUUAAAGCUAACCCGACUUCGCAUCUUCGGCGAUUCCAAAAUCGUGGUCCACCAAGUGAACCGUUGGAUGCAAUGUAAACAACCACACCUUCAAGAGUUGUGUCGCGAAGCCCAAGGGUGGAUCAAACGCCUUGAAGACUCCGAGCUCCAUCAUGUGUUACGGGUUUGGAAUGGCUCGGCGGAUCAUCUGGCCAGUCGGGCAUUGCGUUUGCGAUUAACAGAGCAAGUCACAAACCCUGCCGAACUCUUGGCUGUCCAACUGAAGAACAAACUCCCCGAGUUAGUCCAACAGAAGUGCCAAGGCGUCUCGCACGAUACUAUCACGGAGAUAGUGUUUGAAAGUCUUCGCCACAUUUGCAGUCAGAUUGAGUGGGAUACUGAGGGCGGCGAGUGUGCUUCGACCAUGACAACAUCUUCGGCAACGGACAUGCUCGCUUGUUUAGAGCCAGCCAGCUCCGCUCAAACGAUCAAGGGUGGUGGUGGUUCCGUGUUUCUAGCGCAAGACAAAACCACGACAGCAGAGGACAACCAGGGGACCCGGAAGCCAGCCAGCUCCGCUCAAACGAUCAAGGGUGGUGGUAGUUCCGUGUUCCUAGCGCAAGACAAAGCCACGACAGCAGAGGACAAUCCAGGGGACCCGGAGCACCCCGCAAGCUCUGGAGACCCAGGGGACCCAGAUGGCCAAAAUUUCGCAACAAAAGCAAAAAACUCCCCAUAUCACCCUGGGAACCCUGGGAAAGACGGGCAAGGCAAUCCAGCGGACGACCCCGCCCUGAUCAUGCAACGUGACAUUUUCGUCGCAAUCAUCCGCGACAACAUGGAGGCCCUGCAUCGAGAGAGAUUGCGAGUAAUCAGCGAGGCACAAGGUGAAGAAAUUUAG